Molecule: messenger RNA, 1576 nt
Organism: Sipha flava (yellow sugarcane aphid)
Lineage: Eukaryota; Metazoa; Arthropoda; Insecta; Hemiptera; Aphididae
Product: short stature homeobox protein 2-like
Exons: 5
Coding region: 535-1446 (303 amino acids)
Biological process (GO): regulation of transcription by RNA polymerase II
Cellular component (GO): nucleus
Molecular function (GO): sequence-specific double-stranded DNA binding; DNA-binding transcription factor activity, RNA polymerase II-specific
Source: RefSeq, a predicted model, not a curated record
CAACCGCGAGCGUAGGGGACGGACGAUCGGCAAUGCGCGUCGUGCACCACGCUUACGUGUGUACCGGUAUACGGUCGCGUUCCAGCGCAGGGAUGUGUCUCUGUCGGUCUCUCACUCGCCGAAAGCGCACGCACACCACGCACACGUAUAUAUUCGCAGCACUGGCACGCGCGCGCGCGCGCCCAAGCAUUGUGUUCCGAUCUAGUGUCGAUAACGGCGGCGCGCGCGCGACUACUGCACCGGGCCGCGGUGCGAGAGGGAUCCCGAGGGGUCGGGGCGGGCGCGCAAUCGCCAUGUAAUCGCGCGUGAUAACGCGUUCCCGUCGCCACCGCGUGCGGACCAGUUGAAGAAAUCCGCGUCGCCGUCGACCGUUCUCCUUAGCACGCCGCGCGGCCACCGCCGUCGUGCCUUCUUCGCCCGUACCGUUUCCCGAAACCCUUCGCGCGUCGUCGCCCGCGUGCCAACAACGCCUCCUGCUGCCGGCACCGGCGUCCCGAUCAACUCGCCGGUCUGCCCGAGGUACCCGAGUGACCGAUGGACUCGCGUGCGUCUUCGCUGUCACCGGUCGUCGACCCGAACGACUCGAGAUCGCCGCCCGCAUCACCCGUGCCACCGCCAGUGUCGGAGCUCCAGCAAACCGCCGACGUGGAACGCGAAAACGGCCGCCGGAUUCAGUUGCCGUCCACCACGUCCAAGUCGUCACCGACCCGAACGUCACCUCUGCCGUCCGACCAUCAUCACCACCGGGCACUGAUCGCCGGCAUAACUGCCGCUGCCGUCGCCGUGGCCGCUGCAGAUUUUAAAGAGCCUAAAGGAGACAGUAUAGAAGACUACAGGCAAACUUAUGAUGGGUCAAAAAAUAAUAACAAUAAACAGUCAAACGGUCCGUCCAAUAAGCAAAGACGAAGUAGAACCAACUUCACUCUAGAGCAGCUCAACGAACUCGAAAGACUUUUUGAUGAAACUCACUACCCGGAUGCAUUUAUGAGAGAAGAGCUCAGUCAACGUCUUGGUCUCAGUGAAGCUAGAGUACAAGUAUGGUUUCAAAACAGACGGGCCAAAUGUCGAAAACAUGAAAGUCAAAUGCAUAAAGGUCUAAUGUUGCAUCAGAACGUAUCCACGCCUCUAGAACCAUGUCGAGUGGCGCCCUAUGUAAAUGUACCAAGGCUGCCGCAAUUGCAGUUCAAUUCUUCAGCUGCAGCCGCCGCUGCAUUUUCUGCAUUCGACCCAGCAAUCUUGACUGCCGCACAACAGUUACAUUAUGCAGUAGCCAUGGGAAGAGGUGUACUGUGCCCUGCACCAUAUCCUCCUGGCGGUCUCAGUCUAGCUGCUCUCGCAGCACUACAUCAAGAUAGACUAUUAACCAAAAACUCCAGUAUAGCUGACUUAAGAUUAAAAGCUAAAAAACACGCUGAAGCCAUUAAUAGAGAUCAAGAGAUUGUUUAACUUUUUUAGUAUAUUUAAUGUGUUUUUGUUAUUGUUAUCUACGUUAAAACGUUGAACCCAUUCUGAUUCAAAGAGAAUAAACCUGUAAUUAUAUUUUUAAUUCUUCUGGUUAAAAUUCAAAACAUCGUUU